UGCCCCCACAUCUCGCCCCGGCCCGCCCUGCACGGCCAAGAUGGCGCUGGCGGUGGGAGUGCGCGUCCGUGCGCGCGCGCUGCUCCGUGCGGGGGCCCAGUUCCGGGGCCCGGUCCUCGGGCGGCCGGAGCCAGCAGCCGGCGGCGGGGACGGCACGCGGCGCUUCGCGAACCUCCGGGUGCUGGUGGAGCCGGACCCGGCCGCAGGGGUCGCUGUGAUGAAACUGAAGAGCCCACCAGUGAACAGCCUCAGCCUGGAGUUCAUGACGGAGUUCCUCAUCAGCCUGGAGAAGCUGGAGAAUGACAAGGCCUUCCGCGGCGUGGUCAUCACUUCGGAUUGCCCCGGUGUCUUCUCGGCUGGCCUGGACCUGACAGAGUUGUGCGGGCAGAACCCAGCCCACUACACCGAGUACUGGAAGGCAGUGCAGGAGCUGUGGCUGCGGCUCUUCCUCUCCAACAUGGUGCUGGUGGCUGCCAUCAAUGGGGUCUGCCCCGCUGGAGGCUGCCUGAUGGCCCUCACCUGCGAUGUCCGUGUCCUAGCCGACAACCCCAAGUUUGUCAUAGGACUGCAGGAAACCCAGCUGGGCAUCGUCGCCCCCUUCUGGUUGAAAGACAACCUCGUGAACACCAUCGGGCACCGAGCCUCGGAGCAUGCCCUGCAGCUGGGGCUGCUCUUCCCGCCAGCCGAGGCCCUCCAGGUGGGCAUAGUGGACCAGGUGGUGCCCGAGGACCAGCUGCAGAGCACGGCGCUCUCAGUGAUGGCCCGCUGGAUGGCCAUUCCAGACCAUGCUCGACAGCUGACCAAGGCCAUGAUGCGAAAGGCCACGGCAGACAGCCUGAUCAAACAUCGUGAUGCCGACAUCCAGAAUUUUGUCAACUUUAUCUCCAGAGACUCCAUUCAGAAGACCCUGCAGGCGUACUUACAAAAGCUCAAACAAAAGAAAGGCUAGCGUCUGGCCUGCCACAGGGCUUUUAGCCACGUGUGCCCCUCUGGGGGCCUGUGGUCCCAACAGGGUCUUAAGGUAUUUUUCAACUUUAAAGUACUUUUAGCUCUGUUCUGCUAA
Molecule: messenger RNA, 1063 nt
Organism: Lemur catta (Ring-tailed lemur)
Lineage: Eukaryota; Metazoa; Chordata; Mammalia; Primates; Lemuridae
Gene: ECI1
Product: enoyl-CoA delta isomerase 1
Exons: 7
Coding region: 41-949 (302 amino acids)
Biological process (GO): fatty acid beta-oxidation
Cellular component (GO): mitochondrion
Molecular function (GO): enoyl-CoA hydratase activity
Source: RefSeq, a predicted model, not a curated record